Zophobas morio is the source of this 1774-nucleotide messenger RNA. RefSeq names its product maltase 1-like. The record is from RefSeq and is a predicted model, not a curated record. Gene Ontology annotation, biological process: carbohydrate metabolic process. The coding region runs from base 1 to 1722 and encodes 573 amino acids. The transcript is spliced from 4 exons. Lineage: Eukaryota; Metazoa; Arthropoda; Insecta; Coleoptera; Tenebrionidae.
AUGUGUCUAAAAACAUUCGUACUCUUCGUCACACUUUAUUCUUUGACGUACUCUGCCCGAGCAGAUAGUCAAGACUGGUGGAAACACGCCACUUUCUACCAGAUUUAUCCGCGCUCCUUUGAAGAUAGCGAUAAUGACGGAAUCGGGGACCUUCAAGGUAUAAUUAACAAAAUUGACCAUUUUCCAGCAUCCGGUGUAGAUGCGGUGUGGUUGUCACCUAUUUUCGAGUCACCACAGGUGGAUCAAGGGUACGACAUUAGCAACUACACGAAAGUAGAUCCAGCUUACGGAACCAACGAAAUUUUGAACACGUUGAUAGAAGAGGCUCAUUCCAGAGGUGUUAAAGUUGUUUUAGACUUUGUUCCGAACCAUACGAGUGAUAAGCAUCAGUGGUUUAUUGAUUCAGUUAACGGUGUGGAGGAGUAUAGGGAUUAUUAUGUUUGGGCAAACGCGAAGGUGGAUGAAGAUGGUAACAGAGUACCGCCAAACAACUGGAUUAGCGUAUUUAAAAAUUCCGCUUGGACGUGGAGCGACGAACGUCAACAGUACUACCUACACGAGUUUGCUUCAGCUCAGCCUGAUUUGAACUACAGAAACCCGGUGGUUGUGGAAGCCAUGAAGAAUAUUCUGCGAUUUUGGCUUGACAAGGGUGUUGACGGUUUUCGUAUAGACGCAGUACCGUACCUUUUCGAAAACGAAGAUCUCCUAGACGAACCUCUUUCAAACCUCCCGGGUUACAACAGCACCGACUACGAGUACCUCGAUCACAUUUACACCCAGAACUUACCAGAAACUUUGGACAUGAUCUAUCAAUGGCGACAAGUCGUCGAUGACUUUGUUACAGAAAACGGAGGAGACGCACGAGUACUAAUGACGGAAGCCUACGCCGACAUCAACACCACCAUGCUAUACUUCGGUACUGCAGAUGGUACCAGACUAGGAGCUCACUUCAGCUUCAAUUUCAACCUAAUCACCGACCUCAACAUCAACUCUACAGCUCAAGACGUUGUAGAUUCCGUGAACAAGUGGUUAGAAGCCAUCCCAGAUAUCUACACGUCGAACUGGGUUCUAGGCAACCACGACAACCACAGAGUGGCAACCAGACUAGGUCCAGACAACGUCGACGGUUUCAACAUGCUAAAAUCGCUGCUUCCGGGAGUCGCCGUCACUUACAACGGCGAAGAAAUCGGUCAAGAAAACGGGGAAGUUUCCUAUGAAGAGGGCCAAGAUCCUAGUGCUAGAGAUCCUGAUAUUUUCGAUGCGGUUAGUAGAGAUUUUGAACGAACGCCGUACCAGUGGGACGAUAGUGUGAACGCUGGGUUUAAUACUGGUGCUAAACCGUGGCUGCCGGUCAGCGAGAAGUACCACGAGACGAAUUUGAAGAUCGAAAUUGCUACCGCUGGCUCUAGCCAUUAUAAAGUGUACCAAGAUUUGGCGAAGCUUAGAAGUAACGAGGUUUUGCUUAGUGGCGACGUGGCGAUUAAAGCGGUGACCGAGGACGUGGUUUUGCUGAAGAGGAGGUACGAAAAUGAUUCGGUGGUACUGCUUUUUAAUAAAGGAGAAGAGGCGGUGGAUGUUGACGUGAGCGAAGAUGUUUCAGCACGGAAUGGUAUUUUGAUCAAGAGUAUUAACUCUACGAAGGAAUUGGGGGCGCCAGUUUUGCCUGCGAAUGUGACUCUGGCUGCACAUGAAGCGCUAGUAAUAACAGAUAAAUCGGCAUAAAUGAGGAUAAGUUGCGAUUCUAAAGAAAUAAAGUAUUUUCACCGUUAUAGAA